This is a messenger RNA of Rhinocladiella mackenziei CBS 650.93, 774 nucleotides long. RefSeq lists its product as uncharacterized. NCBI's taxonomy places the organism in Eukaryota, Fungi, Ascomycota, Eurotiomycetes, Chaetothyriales, Herpotrichiellaceae. The record is from RefSeq and is a predicted model, not a curated record. The coding region runs from base 1 to 774 and encodes 257 amino acids. The transcript is spliced from 2 exons.
AUGUCGACACUCGCCAGCCAGCGGACCUUCAAGGCUGUUUGGAGUCUCCUUCACCAUCCUCUUCGCCAUCCUCUUGGCCACGCUCCUCUCAAUCUACUCCGUGCCUUCUCAAACCAAGCCGGAAUCUUGCAAACCCCAUGCUCUGGAUAUGAUAUACUUGCCCAACGUUUCUCUUCAUACCCCAAUCCAGUAAACCUCUACGCUCUCCCGAGUUGGAAAAAGACCGCACACCCUGGUGGCUAUGUCGAUAUUCACGAUCCUGGCGAGAUCAGCGACUUGAAAGUGAACAACUAUGACGUUCUGAUUACUGAUAUUACUGAGAAUACGUUGCGAACUGAAAUUUCUAAUGUCUUCGGCAUAGACUACCUUGCGAAAGCGACUGAAAAUGAUGCAAAGAGAAAGAUCGACAUCGUAAGUGGUUAUUUGUACGGCGAAGCGCGCCGUGCAAUGGUUCCAUGUGUCGUCCACAAUGGCGAGAACGACGAGGGUUAUUGGGUGCAUUUUCUCGUGGACACUGGUUCCCCUGCAACGUUUCUUUCAAAGAAGGCAUGCGACGCUAUCGGCCUCAGGACAGACGGACCCACUUCUGCCACUAUUGCUGGAUAUACCCAAGUAGUCCGAAUGUCGCCGGUGGACUCACACUUUGCGGAUGUGAAUACUCUGGGGAUGGACUAUUGCGACACUUACAAGUUUAACGCAAUGUUUCUGGGCAAUGGGAGGGCGAAAUAUUACUUCAUGGACCGCUGGGCGGGAGCCAAAGCUCUGAAGGCCUAG